Molecule: messenger RNA, 1303 nt
Organism: Hyla sarda
Lineage: Eukaryota; Metazoa; Chordata; Amphibia; Anura; Hylidae
Product: vomeronasal type-2 receptor 26-like
Exons: 2
Coding region: 468-1265 (265 amino acids)
Biological process (GO): G protein-coupled receptor signaling pathway
Cellular component (GO): membrane
Molecular function (GO): G protein-coupled receptor activity
Source: RefSeq, a predicted model, not a curated record
CCCUUGUCGCCUCAUAGUAAUAUUAAAAAUUUAUAUAUUUAAUAUAUUUUAUUGUAGAGUAAUUGAUGUACAGGACCUUAGGUCAUGUGAUCACUAAUAAUUGUGUUAUGCUAAGGUUUAAGGACCUUUGGGUCAUGUGACGUAACCAUAAUGGUUUGUACUAGGACUGGCAGGUUUGGGGACCAAUAAGCUUUGAUCCUGCAGCAUAUAAGGGCGCUGUUACCCAAUAAUCUCUCUCUUCCUGCUGAACUGCAAAGCAGCAAACAUCUCUCUUGGAUCCUGUAUCUCAAAGUGAGCAGAUCUGGUAUCGCAGUGACAAAACGAGUAGGCCUGAAGCCUUCCACUUCAGCACCUUUCUAAACCAUAGUGAGAACUGCAACAAAUGUCCCAAUGAUCAAUGGCCAAAUGAGGAAAAGGAUGAAUGUAUACCAAAAAUAAUAGAAUUUCUAUCAUUUGAGCAGGACACCAUGGCUAUAAUUUGUCCCUCCAUUUCUGGACUAUUUCUUAUCAUAACCGUCUUUGUAUCAGGGAUUUUCAUCUCAUUCUUGAACUCUGCCAUAGUAAAAGCCAAUAAUCGGAACAUCAGCUUCAUUCUUCUUCUAUCCCUGAAGCUGAGUUUAUUCGGUGUGUUCCUGUUCAUUGGUCGUCCAGAUGAUAUAACCUGCAUGUUACGACAAAUCUCCACCGGAGUCACCUUCACUGUUGCGGUGUCUUCUAUCCUGGCCAAGACCAUUAUGGUUUCCAUCGCUUUCAAAGCCACCAGACCUGGAAGCUCCUGGAGGAAAUGGAUGGGGGUAACACUGCCCAAUUCUGUAGUAUUGAUCUGCUCCCUUGUUCAGGUUCUGAAUGGAAUUAUUUGGUUGUCGGUUUCUCCUCCAUUUCAGGAGCAGGACAUUGAUUCUUAUCCUGGAAAGAUCAUCGUUCAGUGUAAUGAAGGUUCUGUGGUGGCUUUUUAUUUCAUGUUGGGUUAUUUGGGGUUUCUGGCAGCGGUGAGUUUUGUUUUGGCCUUUAUGGUGAGGACAUUACCUGAUAUCUAUAAUGAAGCCAAGUACAUCACCUUCAGCAUGCUACUGUUCUGCAGUGUGUGGAUCUGUGCCAUCCCAGCGUAUCUGAGCAGUAAGGGGAAGAACAUGGUCAUGAUGGAGAUAUUUGCUAUAUUGGCUUCCGAGAUUGGAAUUUUAAGCUGUAUAUUUUUUCCCAAAUGUUAUUAUAUUAUUAUGAGGCCGGAUAUAAACAGAAGAAGGCAGUUCCUAGGGAAAUCCUAGUUGGUGGAAAACGUUUAUUUUUAUGAACUGGUGCCAGA